AUGCUAAAAGUGUUACGCCCAAGUGCCUGUGCUAUUAGCUCUUUCAAGAACGCAUCUUCGAAAGGAAAACUACUUCACACAGCUGCCAAUCCUCUCAGAAUGUUCCAAGUAGGUGACGAAAUCAAGACUGGACUUGCCGGUGUGCAAGAAAACUCCCCAGGCAAUGCCGUUGACGUUGGCAAAGAGGUCAGCCAAGGUAAACACAUCAUCGUAGGUGUGCCAGCGGCGUUUUCGCCUGCGUGCACUGCCAGCCACGUCCCAGGCUACAUUGCCAAACUGGACGAACUCAAGCAAAAAGGCGUGAAGAACGUGUUCGUGACUUGCGUGAACGACGCUUUUGUCACCAAAGCCUGGAGCGACUCUUUGAAGACCCCGGCCGAUAUCCACGUUUUGGCAGACACCCGCGGCGAAUUUGCCAAGUCCGGAGACACUCUGUUUGACUCCGAAGAGGUGUUCGGUAACAAGCGCAACUUCCGUUACGCCAUUGUCGUUGAGGAUGGUAAGGUCAUUGCUGCCUACGAAGAGCCCGACAAGACCGGCGUGAACGUGUCCUCUGCGGAAAACGUCUUGAAAGCUCUCUAA
This is a messenger RNA of Lachancea dasiensis, 582 nucleotides long. NCBI's taxonomy places the organism in Eukaryota, Fungi, Ascomycota, Saccharomycetes, Saccharomycetales, Saccharomycetaceae. The record is from the annotation of a GenBank genome assembly.